This is a messenger RNA of Juglans microcarpa x Juglans regia, 1705 nucleotides long. Its product is annotated as U-box domain-containing protein 26-like. The transcript has a single exon. Gene Ontology annotation, biological process: protein ubiquitination. Bases 241 to 1497 code for a protein of 418 amino acids. Gene Ontology annotation, molecular function: ubiquitin protein ligase activity. The record is from RefSeq and is a predicted model, not a curated record. NCBI's taxonomy places the organism in Eukaryota, Viridiplantae, Streptophyta, Magnoliopsida, Fagales, Juglandaceae.
UUCAGUACCUCCAGCUGUAGGGUAUGUCUCUCUGUUUCGUUUGGUAUAAGAGAAAGCAAGGUGGAACAAAGUUAAAAGAGAAUUUGCAGAGCGCUCAGUCUUAGCUUUACUAGUUUUAGUACUUCCCACCGCCGCGCCGCUCCCCACCUCAAACAAAAUCCAGGUUUCGAACACAGACACACACAGAGAGAGAGAGAGAGAGAGAGAGAGGAAAAGUCGAGAGAGAGACAGAGAGAAAUAAUGCCUGGGAGUUUAGAGCAGUUGGAUUUGGGCGUUCAGAUUCCAUAUCACUUCAGGUGUCCGAUCUCACUCGAGCUCAUGCGUGACCCCGUUACUGUUCGUACCGGUCAGACCUACGACCGUUCCAGCAUCGAGUCUUGGGUUGCCACCGGUAACACGACCUGCCCCGUCACCCGAGCCCCGCUCACGGACUUUACUCUUAUCCCUAACCACACCCUCCGUCGCCUCAUCCAAGACUGGUGCGUCGCCAACCGCUCUUUCGGUAUUGAGCGAAUCCCCACUCCGAAGCAACCCGCCGACCCGGCUCUCGUUCGCUCGCUGCUUAACCAAGCAUCUUCCAUCUCGAACCCUGCCCAGUCCCGUCUCUCGGCCCUGCGUCGACUCAGGGGACUCUUCCGUGAUUCGGACAAGAACCGCUCCGUCAUCUCAUCUCUCAACGCACGCGAAAUCCUUAUAGAAAUCGUAUUCUCAGGUACGGAUUCCGAGUCUCUCGAGUUGAACCAUGAGGCGCUCGCGCUGCUUGUCAUGUUUCCGCUUACCGAAUCGGAGUGCGAGUCGGUGGUCUCGAACGGCGACCGAGUCGCCUUCCUAUCACACCUGCUAUUCCAUUCCUCCAUCGAAGUCCGAGUGAAUUCGACCGCACUCAUCGAAAUCGUCGUGGCUGGAACUCGGUCUCCGGAACUCCGAGCUCAAGUCAGCAAUGUGGACGAAAUCUUCGAAGGAGUGAUAGAAAUCAUGAAGAAUCCCAUCGCUUCUUAUCCGCGAGCGCUGAAGGUUGGAGUGAAGGCCUUGUUCGCCUUGUGCCUGGUGAAGCAAGCCAGGCAGAAGGUCGUCUCAGCCGGAGCGGCCGAGAUUCUAAUCGACCGGUUGCCAGAUUUCGAGAAGUGUGACGCGGAGCGAGCGCUUGCCACCGUCGAGCUGCUCUGUCGGGUGCCGGAAGGAUGCGCGGCGUUCGCAGCUCAUGCACUUACCGUACCUUUGCUCGUAAAGAUAAUCCUCAAGAUCUCGGACCGCGCGACGGAGUACGCAGCGGGAGCGCUUCUCUCUCUCUGCUCCGCUUCGGAGCAGAGCCAGAGGGACGCGGUGGCUGCUGGAGUGCUGACUCAGCUACUAUUGCUGGUGCAGAGUGACUGCACGGACCGGGCCAAGAGGAAGGCCCAACUAUUGUUAAAGCUUCUCCGGGAUUCGUGGCCUGAAGAUUCCAUCGGAAACUCUGACGAUUUUGCUUGCAGUGAGAUUGUGAUACCGUCCUACUGAUGCGCUUAUGUCAUGAUGAUGGUGACGAUGAUUCUUCAUUGCACUCUCAAUUUUUCUUAUUUUUAGAUUUGAAAAGUAAAGAAAAGAAAAUUGAGGUUUAGAUUGAUGUAUAGAGAAUUGUAAUUUUCUGUAUGUAAGAAUUUUUGUUGAAAAGUUUCUUUUAAGAAAAGUUGGAAAGCAAAUGAAAAGAUAGAGAUCUGUUCUUGUU